This is a messenger RNA of Hypoxylon trugodes, 744 nucleotides long. RefSeq lists its product as uncharacterized. The transcript has 3 exons. Bases 1 to 744 code for a protein of 247 amino acids. Lineage: Eukaryota; Fungi; Ascomycota; Sordariomycetes; Xylariales; Hypoxylaceae. The record is from RefSeq and is a predicted model, not a curated record.
AUGUCUAUUCCAUCAGAUCAAGCCCAGUCCACGAGUGCGAACAACGACAACUCCAAUUACCUCGACGGAUGGGCCCAAUAUUACGGUAGACACUACCCUGCCCCCCACGAACUUCCCCAACAGUCUAGCCAAAGCGCCCACGAGCUGCCAAUCACCCGCCCCAUCGCCCGCGAGGCCCUGGAGCAACGAUGGAGAGGCGGAUUCGGCGGCCAAAGCGUAGGCACUAUAGCCCCGCCCCAGCCUCCAGCACCACACAACCGCGUAAGCCCCAGCGAAGUAAUCGAGCGCGUGAAAUCCCGCCUCCUAAAAGAACAAGCCGCCGAAGCGGACCUAGCCUCCGCGAUCCCGCAAAACAUAGGCACGAUCAAGAAAGAACUGCGCGCCAGCAUAACGCAAUACGACAAAGACUACCGCGCGCUCGACGACAAGCUAAGCACCAGUUUCCACGCCGUAGUCCAGUCUGUCGAAGACAUCCGGUACCGCUUCGACGACAUCGAGCGUCGACACGACGCCAAGUUCGAGAAGAUGGAGGAGCGGCAUAAUGCUACGAUUGAGAAGUUGGCUGAGAAGCAUGAUGCUGAGCUUAAGGUUUAUCGCGAUAGGGAGGUGGGUUACUAUGAUAAGGUCAAGAUGUACGAGGUCCAGGCCGCGACGUAUCGGGCUGAGGCAAAGGCUAUGUACAUUGGCGUCGUCUUUGUGGCGCUCAUUGCUGCUGGUCUGGGAUAUGCUCUGCGAGGCAUUUGA